GGGCUUCUGUCCUGCCACAGAAGGGGCCCUGGGUCAUCACAGGGUGACCAUCCUCACGACCUGAGGUCAGUGCCCUGCCGCAACCACCCCUCUUCCCAGUCACUCUCUUACCCAACUGUGGCUUACCCAACAUGCCGCUCGCUCAUGCCCAUGGGCCCGUCCUCGGUGGAUUGGGGCCUGCGGUCAUCCUUUCACUUUUGUCCCUCCUUCACCCACAUGUGGCUCAGCGGUAAAGAAUUCACCUGCAAUGCGGGAAAUGGGGUUCAAUCCGCGGGUUGGGAAGAUCCCCUGGAGAAGGAAAUGGCAACCCACUCCAGUUUUCUUGCCUGGAGAAUUCCAUGGACAGAGGAGCCUGGUGAGCUACAGUCCAGAGGGUCAUAGAGUCAGACAGAACUUAGUGAAUAAACCACUGCCCCCCACCCCCACAUCAGGUCAUGUGAGAAGCCAAGGCCAGUCUCUCCAGGGCACUCUCUCCGUCCUUCAACAGUCCUGAGUACCAUGACCUCCCAGCAGCCCGACUCUGGCCUUAUUUACACUCACAGGUAGAAUCCUGUCUCCUGUCCCUCGCAUCCCCACCCCCUUCCCCGGAGAACUGGGUCUCAGAAGCCCCGACAGUCUUGCCUCCUGACCUCCCUGCUGGAGACACUGGCGCUCCUAGGGAGGAGCUUCUCUGCGUCUUGCAGCCCAGAAGCUGCUGGGCAGGCGGUGGGGGAAGGACUGAGAAGAUGUGAGUUAGAGCCCUGGAGAAGAGGAGUUGACUUUUAGUCUCCCACAUCUAAAUUGGAAAUGUAUGGUUUUUACACACACACAACACACUCACCCCUUGAGAUUGCAGCCAUGCUCCUGACUCAUCUUCCAAACUUUAUUUCAUCUCUUGGCCUCCCUGGCUCUGUCUCCAGGACCCCAUCCUCCUGAUCCCAGACACUCAGGUCUGGUCCUUCACACCUGCUCCGUGGAUCACCAGCCCUGGUCUGUCCACCCCUUGAAGCCACAUGUGUGACCCUGACUUCUGUAGCUCUUGUUGCUCCAGCCAGUGCUGGGUGUACCCACUCUUCCCUGGAAAGCACCCUCUCCUCUCCGUAGGGCCAGUGUUCUAGCUUGUGCUCCAAGCGUGUCUGAGAGGUUCCCGUGGAGGCCAGGAAAUGUAGCUCCCGUGAUGGGGCUCAUGUGGGGCCAGACACAGCCAAACUGAGCUGGGGAGCUCCGAAAGGGGCAGCUUCCAAAAGAGAGGGCUCUUCAGGGCUUCUUGGGAUCCAGGCAAGGGGAAACUAGACUUCCUGGUGAGCUUAGAUCUGUAACUCUGGCCAAGGAGCUGGGGUGACAGAAGUGAGGAUUCAUGGGGGUGAGGGGUGGGUGUUGGGUUGGUUGGAGGGAGUGGGGAGCCUGAGAAAGGCCAGGAUGUGGAUGGGCUGGUGUGAGUCUGAAAUGGUCCACUUGAUCCAACUUCGGGUCCCCAGUGCCUAGGACAGUUGUCCCCUUGAAUAUAGCGUGACUGAAGGAAGAAGCAGGAGGCCUUUUCUGUUCACAUAGAAGAGCAGAGUCUUGGGAUGGAGAGACUUUCAUCAGUUCAUGGCCCUGUGCACCCCUUGGAGGGGGAGGCUGAGGAUGGUUGAAGGCUGACACCACCUGCAGAGCAGGGGGCCUGGGGGUAAGUGAGAAGGCUCACGGCCGCAGUGAGCUCCAGCUCAGCAGAAGGCACGGUGUGCAGGGACCUUCGGGACUGGGUCUAGACUGCUGUGGAGCACAUGUGUCUUGCUGGUGGCCAGAGCCUAUUCUAGAUCCCCUGCUUAAAUAAAACUGAAAGUAAGAUAGGAGGAGGGGGGCAGUGCUUUCCCAGAAGGAUUUCACUGUCUAUCCUGCCCUUCCCAGAACAGCUCUGGCAGCAGAAUUUUCCCUCCUUUGUGACUAGAGAGGAAGUUGUCACAGAUAUAUAGAGCAAGGCACGGCAGCUCCUGACACAGUUCAUCAUGACCAUGAGACAGAACUGGAUUCCAGACCCCAGCCCUCUUUGGGCCCUGCUCCUCUGUGCCCACAUCUUCUCCCACCUGGCCAGAGCCACACCUGUGCCUCAGGACACCACAGCUGCCUCACCUGGGAUGGCAAAGGCCCCCUGCUCCUCGCGGCCGCUAGCGCUCCCAGCAGCUAAACAGUGCCCAGCGCUGACAGUGACCUGGCCAGCAGUGAAAGUCUCACUGAAUGGAACGCUGACCUUGUCCUGUACCGCCUGCAGCCGCUUUCCCCACUUCAGCAUCCUCUACUGGCUGGGCAACGGCUCCUUCAUCGAGCACCUCCCAGGCCGGCUGCGGGAGGGCAGCACCAGGCGGGAGUACAGGGGCAAGUGGACCCAGCUGUGGAGGCCCUUGGUGCUGGAGGAGCUGAGCCCUGCCCUGCGAGAUACCAACUUCUCCUGUGUUUUCAUGGAUCCUGGGCAGACUGUCCAGCGUCACCUUGUCCUGGCCCAGCUCUGGGCUGGGCCGAAGACAAGUGUGCCCCUGCCACAGGAAGCCCCACCCUCCAGCCAGUCCCCUCUGCUGCACCAUCCCGAUGGUGAACCCGAGCUCCACCGCCACCUGGUUGAAACACCACCUCUUUACUGAAGUCCAAGCCACAGUCUGCAUUGAUUUAAUAUAUUUGUUUCCUCUGUGGGCUCCUGGGAUGCAGGCAGAGGCUGCUUCUGACCCACCGCUGUAUCUGUCACCCCAGCAAGGCCCAUGGGGGGGCAUUCAUAAACCAUCUUCAACAGCA
Messenger RNA from Bubalus bubalis (water buffalo), 2745 nucleotides. RefSeq names its product interleukin 18 binding protein (gene IL18BP). The record is from RefSeq and is a predicted model, not a curated record. Gene Ontology annotation, biological process: T-helper 1 type immune response. The transcript has 6 exons. Lineage: Eukaryota; Metazoa; Chordata; Mammalia; Artiodactyla; Bovidae. Gene Ontology annotation, molecular function: interleukin-18 binding. The coding region runs from base 1968 to 2597 and encodes 209 amino acids.